UGGGUGUUGUGGGGUGCUGUAGGCUGCAGGGUGGGGGCGGCAAUCGGCUGGGGUGUAGCUGCAAUACUCCCGGGCCUCUAGCCUCUACCUCAGUCACUUUCAGUCUGCAGCACCAGCAGCUCGCGUUUCUCUGUUAUUUGUCUCGUCUGCAGCACGUGCUCCUUUGUUAUUUGUGUUGAAACGGUUUUCUGUGCACGUUUACUAGUUUGUUUCGUUUUUCUUCUUCGUCUACUCAUUAGAAUAGAGACGUUGUUCGUCGUGAUUAUCGAAAACGGUCUAUAACUAUCGACAAAAUGGUGCACAAUGGUGUGGAAUCACAUCCCCAACAGAACGGCUCAAUUCACACAAACUCAUCCUCUUCAUACAAAUCGUCUUCGCAAACGAAUCCUGGCGGAAGUCAGGAGGACAGCAAGACGAAUCUAAUCGUCAAUUACUUGCCUCAAACCAUGACACAGGAAGAGAUUAGGUCCCUGUUCUCUUCAAUCGGUGACGUAGAAAGCUGUAAGCUCAUCAGGGACAAAGUGACAGGCCAGAGUCUCGGAUAUGGCUUUGUGAACUACCAUCGACCGGAGGACGCAGAAAAAGCAAUCAACACGUUGAAUGGGCUCAGAUUGCAGAACAAAACCAUCAAAGUGUCUUUUGCAAGACCGAGUAGUGAGGUGAUAAAAGGUGCAAACUUGUACGUUAGUGGACUACCCAAGAACAUGGCUCAACAAGAUCUAGAAGAUUUAUUCGGCCCCUAUGGACGCAUCAUCACUUCACGUAUUCUGUGUGAUAAUAUAACAGGGUUGUCGAAGGGCGUGGGCUUCAUAAGAUUCGACCAACGCAUGGAGGCCGAACGGGCCAUCCAGGAGCUCAACAACACCAUUCCAAAGGGAGCAACUGAACCGAUCACAGUCAAAUUCGCCAACAACCCAAGCAACAACAACAACAAGGCGAUCCCAACGCUGGCGGCCUACCUGGCGCCCCAGGCGGCAAGGCGCUACGGUGGACCUAUUCAUCAUCCUACCGGACGCUUCAGGUACAUUCCUCUGUCACCAAUAAACAGGUACUCGUCAGUGACAGGUGAUAUGCAGACCAAUACAAUGAUGCCUGCUAAUGCAAUGAACGGAUCAGGCUGGUGUAUCUUUGUUUACAAUUUGGCGCCUGAAACUGAGGAGAAUGUUCUCUGGCAACUGUUUGGGCCAUUCGGUGCCAUGCAGAGUGUCAAAAUAAUCAGGGACCUGCAAACAAACAAGUGCAAAGGUUUCGGAUUUGUUACCAUGACAAAUUACGAUGAGGCAGCUGUAGCGAUACAGUCUCUGAAUGGCUACACAUUGGGCAAUAGGGUGCUGCAAGUCUCAUUCAAGACAAAUAAGAGCAAAACAACAACAACCUAAACGCCAGGGAAAAAUAAUUUUGCAGUUCCUGCUGCUAAUAUUAUGAAUGUCUCUGUCCAUAUUGCUAGUCGUAAACACAUGCUUAUCCCUUGAACUCCCAAGUUUUUUUCUUUUUUUCUUUUUACUUUUUCUUAUGUGAGACGUCAAUACAGUUGUUAAAAACAACUCAUGAAAUAUCAUUUCAUUUUUUAUUCACUUAUUUCAGAAAAUAUAUGGAAAAAUUCAUGUUACCAUAUAUAGUAACAUGGGGGGGUGAAUACGAUAUCAAUAUUGAUUAUUCAACAACUUGGUGUAUGUUUUCAUCAAUAUAUAUUAUAAUAUGUGUGUUAAUAAUAUUGUUCGUUGAUAUAUAUAAAUAUAUGAAAAAAAUACAAUUUUUUAGAUAUAUGAGUAUAAGAAAUGUCAUUUUUUGGUAUAGGUUACCAUGAAACAAGGAAUACUAAGUCCUACAUUUUGCAUUUCUGACAUCUAAUACAAUCACUUCCACUGCAAUUUGAUCCUGUACAUCUUACUUUUUCACUUCCCAAAUUUUAGACAAUGAAAUGGUCUAGUCUAUCGAGCCACUGAUUCUAGAACUGCAUUAUCCUCAGAAUAAUCAUUAUUCACAUUAUCCUCUGACUUGAUACAGAAUCAUUCAUGACAGGAUUAGAAGUCAUGACUCCACAUCACAUCCUUCCCUCUCAUCAUUGGUAAAAACAAUCUCAGCAUUGGCUGCUGCUUAGAUCAGCCUUCCUUUAUCCUCAUUAUUGCUGAGUCCUCAUCAGAUAAGUCAGCCAGACUUGGAGGCUUCAAGUAGAUAUUGCUGACUCCAUUUGUUUGGAGCUCAUUUGACUCAGCAAGUAUUUCUACAAGUGUCAGUGGCCUGAAACAUGACAAAAUGAACAUUAUAAAUCCCUUUAUCGAAUGAAACAAAAUUUUAAAAUAUUCACUUGUUAUUUGUAAUUCAUUCAUUGAGUUACUCGUUUCUCAUCUGUUAUAAUAGAGAAUGCAUACUAUAACAAACUAUUCAUAUAUGAAAUAUUUUAUAAGAAAUGAUCUAUUCACAACCGAAACUUUUAUAAUAUCUUUUAUACUGGAAUACAGGUUCAAAUACAUGUUGAUGUGAACAAGGAGAAAUAGAUGUAAACUAUUCAUGAAAUGUUUAUAAAAUAAACUAUUACAUUUAUAAAA
This is a messenger RNA of Nilaparvata lugens (brown planthopper), 2549 nucleotides long. Its product is annotated as ELAV-like protein 1. Gene Ontology annotation, molecular function: RNA binding. The record is from RefSeq and is a predicted model, not a curated record. Gene Ontology annotation, cellular component: ribonucleoprotein complex. The transcript has a single exon. Bases 294 to 1379 code for a protein of 361 amino acids. Lineage: Eukaryota; Metazoa; Arthropoda; Insecta; Hemiptera; Delphacidae.